AAUCCUGGUUUAAAGUGAUGGUUAGAGUUUGCAUCAUCUUCAUGUCACUGUUCUCCUCAUUCAUUAUGCUAACGCAGACUUGCCCUUUAACGCCUAAGCUUCACUCCCACCUUUGCAAUUAAGAUCUACAGUGUCUGUGUACAUACUGUACUUUCCAUUACUUUGCUGACGUGAUGGGUUAUUACCCAAUGGCCUGAGAACAAAAUGUGAAGAAUUGGCUCACCUGGCUACCCGUCCUGCUACCCAUCCUGCUACCCAUCCUUCCCGUAUAAAAACUCUGAUGUGUUGUCUGUCAGACACAGAGGAGUAGGUACAGCUUGAUCAGCUGUGUUAUUUUCCACUGAACACUGUUCAUCGCUUACCUGAACGACUGAUCACCCAAAGACAACAUGAAGCUGGAGCUGCUGGCGGUGUUGGCUGUAGCAGCCCUGGUUCCCAGCCUGUCUGAGGGGCUGCUUCUCUCCAAAUGUGAGCUGAAGCCCAAACUGACAGAGGCUGCUGACCAAUUCAAUCUGACUGAGAAAAUUGCAGCAAAGGGAGUCGAACUGGACGACGCCUUGGCCAAAAUUAUCUGCAGUUUGGACCUAAAGUCUGGUUUAAACACCAGCCUUAUGACCAACCUUGUCCUGCGCAAACCUUUCCUGCAUAAAUCCAAAAGGCGCCCCAUCAGCAGGAGACCUGUGAGACUGUUUGGGCACAAACGUCCAGGUAGAGAUGUUGAGUCAAAGGAAGAUCGAGUCAGUUCUGAGGGAGAAGAGGACAAGCCUAGACCUACAGGAAAGCCUGGGGGAAUGAAACCCAAACCUACCGGGAAAACAGAGGGAGUGAGCCCAAGAUCAGAGAGGCCCGAAGGGAAGAGGACGAGACCAGGGAGUCCCGCGAUAGGAAGGAACAAGCGUGAGGCUGAGGAGUCCGCUGGUGAUAAGGAAGAACAUGACAAAGUUGAGGCGCAAGAAAGCAAAGGGGCUGAGGUGGAAGAUUUUCGCGGCUAUGAGGAUGAGGGUGAUGAAGACGAGGUUGACGAGGAUGAGCUAGACGAGGAGAACCUGGAAGAGUUAGAGGCGGAGCUGAACGAGCAAGUAGGAGAGGAACCGAAAGAGAGAGAGGGGAACAGGAAGAAGAGAUGCAUCCCAAAGCAGUUCAGAGGUCCCGGACAGAGCCGCAAGCCGAAGCGCAAGCCAUUCAAGCCGAUCAAGACCCUGUCCUUCAGCUUUUUCGGUCUCUUCCAGCUGAGCAAUCGCCUCGCCUGCGUCUCCUCCAACACCACUCGCUCUCUCAAUCUCUGUAAGACAGAGUGCAGCUCCUUCGUUGAUGAUGACAUCCGUGAUGACAUUGCCUGCUUUGUGAAGUCUCGUGCCUGGAUGAAGGCUCUGAAGUUCCCAUGGAAAUGUGCCAAGCUGCAAGCCUCUGAGUACUUUGAGUGUGACCAACCACUUAACAGUACUAUGAGUACUUUGAGUGUGACCAACCACUUAACAGUACUAUGAGUACUUUGAGUGUGACCAACCACUUAACAGUACUAUGAGUACUUUGAGUGUGACCAACCACUUAACAGUACUAUGAGUACUUUGAGUGUGACCAACCACUUAACAGUACUAUGAGUACUUUGCAAACAACUGUUUAACAGAGCAUUUUCCUUCUUUCUCUCAACUCUUAUCUUCUGCUAUAAGCUUCACAAAUAUGCUACUUUCUAUUACCACUAGAUGGCGUGCUAGGAAUUAUUUGAGCCGUUAUCCCUUAUAUUGGGACAACAAGUGCCUCCUACAGACAUUAGGCAACAGCAUCAUAUUCUCCUUCAACUGUCCAACUACCACGAGUAAAUACAUAAAAUGAUCAUAAAGAC
Molecule: messenger RNA, 1843 nt
Organism: Oncorhynchus mykiss (rainbow trout)
Lineage: Eukaryota; Metazoa; Chordata; Actinopteri; Salmoniformes; Salmonidae
Source: RefSeq, a predicted model, not a curated record